AUGCCGUUCAUAGCCAACACGCCAGAAUCGCUCGUCGCGCGCUCCGAUUCUAAAAACCCGUCAACGACAUGUCGUGGUAUCACAUCAAGCGGCCGCACCUGUCGUCGCCGUAUUUCGCCCUCGGGUCUGGAUCAGAAGGCAGUCGGUGGAAGUCGGCACUUUGGCAGUAGACUCCGCGUGGACGACCCCCGCGAUGAACGACUCUACUGCUGGCAGCACAAGGAACAGGCGAGCAUGUCAGCGCGCUCGAGCCCGGGCCCACAGACAUCACCCUCCCCCAUCCUCGAAGAACGCACGAGCUUGGAUACGCUCGCCGACAGGCUGAAUCUUCUUAGCAUGACGGAUGGCUACGGCGGCAAACGAAUGACAGGUGACGCAGGUGUGCGACCCUCUACGUCGCUCAAAUCGCCAGGGGGACGAACCCAGCGGCCACGGCCCAGGACGUCAAGGACCGCCUUCUUUUGUUUCUGCUUCGAGAUCCCGUCCGACGAAGCUUCCUUACCAUCACCUCGCCCACGACCACGGCCGGCCCAGUUGUCUGGCAUUUCCUCGUCGUCGGGAUCUGCCCAUGUGGCCCACGCGCGUGGCAAGGGCAAUCAGACAGCUGAGCAAACGUAUCGGGACCGGACAUCGCCCAGAAGUCACCACCACCAGCCAGGAUCUCGAAAGCCCUCAACUGCGUCCCAAACAGCGCAAUAUCUAGCCUUGGUCCCAAAGACGGUGUCACCACAGACCGCAUCUAGCCUGAUGGCCGAAUUGGCCAAGCCCUUCUCUCAGGUCGAUGAACCGGGAUAUAUUUACAUGUUUUGGCUAACGCCCGAGUCGCAGCAGGUCGCUCCGCCGACCGAGGCCGCCCGCUCUCUUCUAUUACCUCUAACUCGCCCCGACGGCGGCGACUGGCGGCGUGCCAGCGAUAUCGUUGCAUCUUUUGCCGCAGGCGAAGCAAUGCCGACGGAGAAAGUGUAA
Sporothrix brasiliensis 5110 is the source of this 966-nucleotide messenger RNA. RefSeq lists its product as uncharacterized. The transcript has 2 exons. Lineage: Eukaryota; Fungi; Ascomycota; Sordariomycetes; Ophiostomatales; Ophiostomataceae. The record is from RefSeq and is a predicted model, not a curated record. The coding region runs from base 1 to 966 and encodes 321 amino acids.